Molecule: messenger RNA, 497 nt
Organism: Dimorphilus gyrociliatus
Lineage: Eukaryota; Metazoa; Annelida; Polychaeta; Dinophilidae
Source: the annotation of a GenBank genome assembly
AUAAAUGACGCGCAAAUCGUAUUUGACACAUGAAGUCGAAAAAUUCGAACAGCAAAGAUGAAGUUUCUUGUGGCUUGUAUACUCGGUCUUGCUUUACUUUGUGAAGCUAACUCCCUUCGUAUAAAGGCAGACAAAACCACAUUAUAUACUGGAGCUUUUGUACCAAUUGAAGUAAUACCCACAGUAACAUUUCCUGUUCCUUGCAUGUAUAAUUUUGCGCCUGCCGUGAUGAAUAUGGCAGGAGGAGGAAGUCGUGGUCAGUUCUAUAUUUCUGGACAAACGCAAAAGUGGGUUUAUAAUAUAGUACCCCAUCAUGGUCAAGUUACAUUAAGAAUGGUAUGUGGACUUGUCGAAAGAGCAGAAAUCACGUUUACAUUUAAUUAACCAUCAUUAUAUUUUGAGCGAAAAGUUAGUUGUAUGUAACUUAUGACAUUGUAAUAGUUGAAUGUGCUGUGGUGGGAUAAAUAUAAUUAAUAAACUGAAUUAUUAUGGUUCUU